Molecule: messenger RNA, 2182 nt
Organism: Glycine soja
Lineage: Eukaryota; Viridiplantae; Streptophyta; Magnoliopsida; Fabales; Fabaceae
Product: protein NRT1/ PTR FAMILY 1.2-like
Exons: 5
Coding region: 275-1996 (573 amino acids)
Biological process (GO): transmembrane transport
Cellular component (GO): plasma membrane
Molecular function (GO): transmembrane transporter activity
Source: RefSeq, a predicted model, not a curated record
AUGACACAUACGGAUUUAAGCCCAAUUGGAUGCCAUUUCGUGUAGUUCAUAUGACAAUAAUUAAAUAAAUGGUUUAAUAUGUACAUAAAUAGCCAAUUUUUUUGUCGUAAUUAAAAUUUUGUUUUCCUUUUUAAGGAAAUUGGGUGGUCGUUAAUUUGCAACAAGAAAUACUACUAAUUUCUUUCGAUUACCGAGAUGCGACAAUAAAUUACUAUAAUAACGAGGUCAACUGCACCGAGUCGUAACACACGCAGGAGAGAAAUAUUAAGGAAAAAUGGAGAUGCCAAUGGAGCAAAAGAAAGCCACCGAGCUGCUUGAAAGGAAAAAGGGUGGUUGGAGAACCAUGCCCUUUAUCAUAGCAAACGAGACCUUUGAAAAGGUUGCAGUAGUGGGGCUCCGUGUAAACAUGAUUUUGUACCUGCUUCAGGAGUAUCAUUUUGACCCUGCAACUGGAACUAUUAUAAUGUUCCUGUGGAACGCCUUGACCAAUCUGUUGCCCAUCUUUUGUGCUUUCCUUUCUGAUUCUUGCCUUGGACGAUUUCGUGUUAUUGCAAUGGGAACAGUCAUCCACCUUGUUGGCUUAGUUGUGUUAUGGCUCACUACUAUUAUUAGGCAUGCAAGGCCUCAAUGUGAUACAGAACCUUGUGCAAAUCCAACAGUACCGCAACUCCUGAUUCUUUUCUCUUCCCUUACUCUCAUGGCUCUUGGAGCUAGUGGCAUUAGGUCAUGUACCUUGGCCUUUACCGCAGAUCAAAUCUACAACCCUGAAAACCCACAAAACGAGAGGACCAUGAAGAGCUUUUUCAAUUGGUACUAUCUUUCAGUUGCCAUUUCAGUAACAAUUUCAAUGGCAUUCAUAGUGUACAUUCAAGUUAAAGCAGGGUGGGUUGUGGGUUUUGGGAUUUCUAUGGGGAUUGUGUCACUGUCUGCAAUCAUGUUUUUUUUGGGCACUUCCAUAUACGUCAAAGUGAAACCAAACAAGAGCUUGCUCACUGGCUUCGCCCAAGUGAUUGUUGCGGCCUGGAAAAACAGACACUUACCCCUGCCUCCCAAGAACUCUGACAUUUGGUAUUUCCGCAAUGGUUCUAAUCUUGUUCAACCAACAAACAAAGUAAGGUUCUUGAAUAAAGCUUGCAUAAUCAAGAAUAGAGAGAAAGAUUUGGACUAUGAGGGGAGACCCAAUGAGCCAUGGAGUCUGUGUACAGUGAGACAAGUAGAGGAGUUGAAAGCCAUAAUCAAAGUCCUUCCUAUUUGGUCCACUGGCAUCAUACUUGCGACUACUGUAAGCCAACAACAAUUUUUCAUAGUCCAAGCAGGUACCAUGGACAGGAUGGUGUUCGGUAUAGAUAUCCCAGCUACUAAUUUCGCUUUAUUCAUGAUGCUAACUUUGACCAUGUGGGUGAUUGUGUAUGAUCGCAUUCUAGUUCCCAUUUUGCCUAACCAACGAAUACUCACUGUGAAGCUACGAAUGGGAAUUGGGCUAGUGAUCUCAUGUUUAGCCACUCUAGUAGCAACAUUGGUAGAGAAGAAGAGAAGAAAUCAAGCCAUAAGUGAAGGAUUUAUAGACAACCCGAAAGGAGUGGUCAACAUGUCAGCUAUGUGGUUGGUGCCCUCCUAUUGCUUAUUUGGUUUGGCACAAGGUUUUACUGUCAUUGGACAAAUAGAGUUUUUUUACUCUCAAUUUCCUAAAACAAUGUCCACUGUUGCUGUUUCCCUAUCUACCCUUAACAUUGGGGUGGGAAACUUGGUGGGAAGCCUCAUCAUCAAGGUUGUGAAAGAUGGGACAAGGAGAGGAGGAAGAGCUAGUUGGCUAGCAUCAAAUAUCAAUAGAGGACACUAUGAUUACUACUAUGGACUCCUUUUCAUUCUAAAUUUGGUUAAUUUGGUAUGUUUCUUGGUAUGGAGUAGGGCUUAUGGGAGUACUCAGGAUAUAAAAGAUUGGGAUGAAGAUGUUGACAAAAUUUUGACAUCAGAGAAAGAGACCAACACACAAUAAAAAGGAGGAAAACAAAGCAAAAGAAAUAAAUGUAUUCUCUUGUAUUAGUGGAAAAAAGAUAUUUUGUGGCUGUAUUUUCUUAUUUCUUAUUAAAAUAAGAAUGUAAAACCAUGUGAAAUUAUCCUCUUUUAUAAUUGUUAUAGAUAUAGUAUCGAUAAUCAUGCAACACAUGGAAUAAUGUGUCAA